Molecule: messenger RNA, 3429 nt
Organism: Durotheca rogersii
Lineage: Eukaryota; Fungi; Ascomycota; Sordariomycetes; Xylariales; Xylariaceae
Product: complex proteins associated with Set1p component shg1-domain-containing protein
Exons: 4
Coding region: 324-2900 (858 amino acids)
Source: RefSeq, a predicted model, not a curated record
AGACUAUAUCUCAUAGUAAUGUCUUUUUUACCUACAUACAUCCAUCUUAUGUACGUACCUACCCUAUAUUGAACAUAUAGAGGUACCUAAUCAUACACCGCGGGUACCUGACCCUAUCGCUGCAAUCCGUCAACCUUCACAACUUCCAUAAAAUCUUCCCUUCUCCCGUCCGCUCCAUCCUCUCCUGCCCUGCCCUCUCCCUCUCCUCCAGCCCGUAAUUCCCCCGGGCUGUCUGGACUUGAGUAUUUGUUUCUGCGGGUGGUUCGGUUUCGAAGCUUACAUGACAAUUCCCUCGCUCGAGUGGACGUUUCGCUGCCGGCCGGAUGGCCUCCUCGGCCGUGACCAUGGCCUCUACAGAGCAAACGCCCAUCACCGCCUCCGGAGCAGCGCCUCUCGUGCCCCGGAAGUUCAAGGCGUCGGAUCUGCCCCUGACCUCUGCUACGAGGUCCGCCAUUGAGGGUCUGGCACAUAGCUUCAAGAAGAAGGGUGGCUAUGAUGCCAUUCGCAAGCAAGUCUGGGAGAGGUUUGAGCAGAGUGACUACGAGGCCCAAGUUACCACGUCCAUUCUCGAAGUUGCCGAGCGAGAGGUCGAGCGCAACCCUUCCCAGCUCUUAUCCAUAGACCGCCGGAAGGCUGCGGCUCUGAUUGAUGGCGCCCUCGACCGGUCCGGAGUGUACCAAGGGGCGGAAGAGGUUCUCGACCAGCUUAUCGAUGUGCAAGCUAUCGAGACACGCAUGCGCGAGCUACGCCAAGCCGAAAUCGGCGUCGAAGCAGCCAAUGAGGAGCAGAUACGUGGCUCGAAAACCGAUGCAGAAUAUGCUGCCGAGUCGGCCCGUAGCCUGGAGGAGCGAGAACGCAUUCGACGCGAGCUGAGGGCAAAAGAAGAGGAGAUCCUCGAGGAGAAACGCAAGAUUGAGCGAGAGGAGAGGAAGAAACGGGAACGCGAGAGGGAGCAUGAGCUAGAAAAAGCCGAGGCGAAACGAAAGGAAGAGCGAGAUGCCCGAAGACGCGAACGCGAGAAGAAGGAAGCCGAACGCGAGCGCGAAAGAGACAAGGAGAGAGAGGAGCGUCGACGGGCUAGGGAGCGGGACCGGAAUAAGGAGCACGACCGGGACGGUCAACGUCGGUCCAGGACAAGGUCGAGACAUAAGUCGAGAGACCGCUCGCGCCAUCGCGAGCGAGACCGAGAACGGGAUCGGGACCGCGACCGGGACCGCGAUCGGGACCGUAGUCGUCGCCGCGAUAGUAGAGAACGGCGGCGACGCGACCGAUCCCCCAGAGGUGAAAGAGACAAUGGCAAGCCUGAAGAACUCAAGAAGGAACUCACAAAGGAGGACCAUGAAAGGCUUGAGCGUGAGGCGCUUGAGGACCUCCUGCGGGAAAGUAAAAAGAACACCACCAAACAGCCUGAGCUUGAGAUUGAUGAGGCUCUCGUGCCGCCUCCUCGAAGAACCAAACCCGCCUCUGCCAUCCAACCCAUACGUCGCGACUCGAUGAAGAACCAAGAUCCCAAGAAGACUCCCGAACUCGCAAAGCCUGAGUCUAGAGAUGUAGCGAGAGACGUCAAGGACGCUAAAGAUGCGAAGGACGCGAAGGAUGUGAGGGAAGCCAAGCCAUCCAAGGAUUCUAAAGAGCUCCCGGAGCCAAAAGAGACCAAGGACCCUAAGGACUCUAGAGACACCAAAGCUAGAGACGAACGACGAGCCAGCCCAGCUUCUUCCCGUCCCCACCGUGACCGUUCACGGGGUACGGAAGAUGGCCGAAGAAACCGCGACCGUGAUCGUGAUCGUGCACGAGAACGUAGCCGCUCUCACGCCAGACCUGAUAGGAGGGAUCGGAGCAGAUCAAGACACCGAGCUGACCCCCGAGAACGCAGCCGCUCUCGAGAUCGUGACCGGAAUCCGGAGAGAGAUAGGGACGUUUACCGACCCGGUCAGCGGGAGAAAAGCCGCUCUCGGGUGCGAUCCCAUCGGGAUAGGCAUGAGAGAAGCCGUUCGCGAGACCGAUACAAGCCCGACCGUCGGGAGCGAAGUCGUUCCCGGGUCAGGGAUGAUCGAGACAGACGUGACCAUAGUCGCCUACGAGUACGGUCCGAUCGACGGGAUGAUCGGCGCGACAGAUCUCGCUCUCCCCGGCCUCGAACUGAGAGGCGAGACCGCAGCCGCUCGAACUUGCGAUCCGACCAUCGGGCACGUAGCAAGUCUACCAAGCGUGCACGCAGUCGAGACGCGGAAAAGGAGCGCGGGAGAGGACAAGAUAAGGAGCGGGUCCGGAGAAGUCGAUCUCGCUCACGGCCCACUACUACAGCUAGCAAGCCCGAGCUCACCGACGCCGAGGCGUGGAAGCAAGGAGAAAUCAAGAAACGCGAACAGGAAGCCAAGGCCUAUUUAGCUGCACAGCGCGAAGCUCGCGAGAAAGGGCUGCCCAUCCCAGGAGUCGAUGACAAGCGUAGCACGGGCGACCGCUCGCCCGAGAUCAAGAGAUCACGCGCCCCUGACGAGAUCGACCGGUACAGGCCCGGAGAUCGCGAAAGAGAGAGGGCCGACAAGUACCGAGAUCGGGAUCGAGAUCGAGAGCGGGACCGGGACCGGGACCGGGAUGAGCGGCGAGACAGGCGGCGCAGUCGGACGAGAAGCCGCAGCCGCCGUCGGGAUCGGGAUCGGGAUCGGGAUCGGGAUCGGGAUCGUGACCGCGAGCGUGACCGUUAUCGUGGGGAGGGAGCUCGGGACAGGGAUCUUGAUCGGGAGCGCGAUCGCGACAAGGACCGAGACAGGGAUAGACGCAGCCGCCGUGACAGAAGUACCGAGUCACGACGAGAGCGCAGGGACCGAAGCGUCGAUUCUAGAAGAGAACGACGGGACAGAAGCCGCAGUCGCAGGCGAAGCAGAAGCCCCCGCUAGGGUCGGCAUCUGCUGCGGCCGGCCAGCCAGCAACAUGGCCUAGUAUCGUGCGGGCCGCACUCGGAGCCUCCCCAUAGCUGGGGUAAGGGCUUGGGUGCAUGGCCUCGCCAUGACAUGUAAAUUACUGUAAUAGGCGGUGGUCUUUGGGACGGGCCGGCGUGACUGGCGUUAUCAAAAGGAUGCAUCGACCUCGGGCUUUCGCGACCUAAGCUGAAUACGUGCCCAUCACGGGCUAGUAGGUCGUACCUUAAAUUUGCGGGUGUCUACAGGUUGCUCUCUCUCUCAAGAUAAUUAAAAGGGAAUACUGAGAUUACGGCACCCCGUUGCUACAUGUGUAGGGGGGGGAGUGGAUUGUUACGGUUCGCGCUCGUGAUGCAGGCGGGCAUCGAACACAUUAGGGAGCUAAUCUUCACGAUCUCUUCACCUUCAUCGGUAGGCAUAAACGUGCACGUGCAUAUACGAUACACGAUGCACGAUAAAGGGUUUUGAGAGCACCCGGACACCACCAAUCGGGUGCGAUUUAGCAAUU